Apiotrichum porosum is the source of this 2241-nucleotide messenger RNA. RefSeq lists its product as uncharacterized. The transcript has 10 exons. Gene Ontology annotation, molecular function: DNA binding; zinc ion binding. Gene Ontology annotation, biological process: DNA-templated transcription. The record is from RefSeq and is a predicted model, not a curated record. NCBI's taxonomy places the organism in Eukaryota, Fungi, Basidiomycota, Tremellomycetes, Trichosporonales, Trichosporonaceae. The coding region runs from base 1 to 2241 and encodes 746 amino acids.
AUGCCCUUCCCGGCCGAGUCCACAGCGAGCAGCUCGCGGUUGACCUCGACCCAACACUCCUCCACGGAGGCCCCUCGUCACGACCAGCGAACAGGACCUGCACCUCCAAAAGCAAAGACAAACUGGAAAAACGGCAGCCCAAGCUGUAAAGAUGCUCCCGUUCCCCAUGGCCCUGCAAGCGGUGUGUCGCGCGUGGAUGCGAGUCAAUAUGCCCCAACGGCGUUUUGUCAGGAAGAGAGCCUUACACGCGAGCUUGCCGAGGCUCGCACAUCACCCGCCGCCGUCGCCUCGACCUCUGCGGCCAGCGGAAGCGCCACCCAACCGGCCGGGUCCCCGCACGAGGGGUGGACCCCCCGAGACCCUCAUAGCUCAUCGUUCCAAACCAUCGUCUCGGACGGCAGCAGAACCUCGGCCCUGCCAGGUAUCCACCGAUAUGCCCCGAGCGCCUCGCCGCACGCCGGGGCCAACGAGCAACACGACGCUACCCGUCUGGACGCCGCAUCAGGUUCCGGCUCUGGCGUGUUGGGGGUCGAUGCUGGAUACCUUGGCCGUAGCGCCGGCGCGCUGUAUCUGAGUGAGAACGACCAGGGAUUGUCAGUGCCGUUCUCAUUGCCGUUCCUCGCGAGCGGCGAGCCGGCGGUUUUGGCGACUUUGCACGAGCUGUUCCCACCUGCCGACCAGGCGUUUGGGCUCUUGAAUACAUAUGAGGAACUCGUGGGGUGGAUGUACUGCCCCCUCGACAAUACUGCCGUCCUCGCCGCUCUUGGUAUCAUUUACCGUGGCGACCUUGACCCUGCGUCUCUCCGCUCGCGUCUGGUAGGUAUCUCGCCCCAUCGCCUCGCUACCAUCAUGAUGGUAUUUGCGCUCGCCAUGCUCUUCAGUGUGCGCGAUGGCGACACAAGACGCUACUUCAACGCAGCAACGGCACUGCUCACCGUCCCUGAUAAACAUUUCAUGGUUCGGCACUCGAUCGAGGCUGUCGAGUGCUUGCACAUGAUGGUGUCCUAUCUCUUUGGUCUCGGCCACGGCGAUGCGGCCAAGGCUGCUUGGCCAGUCUUGGGUCUGGCUGUGCGCACUGCCUGCGCCUUGGGAAUGCACCGCGAAGGAUCCAGAUGGGGCCUCACGCUGGAACAACGAGAAAACCGGUCGCGGAUCUGGUACGAAUGCGCGACAUACGACAUCCUGCAGUCCCUCAACUUUGGACGGCCAUACUCGACCCCCACGCAGUUAUCGGACUGCCCACUGCCCUCGCUGCCGUCCUUUGGGGCCGCAGGUGUGGACCAGGACGACGCAUUAUUCCACAACUACAAGUGGCGGCAGGUGCAGCUGUUUUUCCGUGUCACCGACUGUCUCGCGUCUGCCGAGUUACCAGACUAUGGUGUCGUCAUGGCGCUGGACAAGCAGUUACGAGACGUGGAUCAAUCGGCUCCGAUAUGGCUACGCUGGGACGACAGGCCGUUUAAUGACCCACCAAGCCUUGACAGGCUGUUGAGUGCGAGGCAGAUCGCCCAACAGGCUGCUGCUGCCAUCUUUGUUCACAAGGCGUUGCUUGCCUUACACCGUCCAUGGUUCUUCCACUCUGUCAAAGGCGGCGGCGAGCCCCUCCUCGGUCCACACGCACCAAGCUUCACGGCUUCUGUCAACUCGGCGCGGAAACACACGCGGCUCCUGGCGAGCCUGGUACGGCGCAAUCCGAAUGCCGCGCACAACUGGUGGUUCUUCGUUUUCCACGCAUACACUGCAGCAGUCAUCCAGUACACUGUUCUCCGCCGCGUGCCCCAUUGCGUCGUGGCCGAAGAGGUCCGCUCCGACUUUCAAACAAGUUACGACGUUAUCAGGAGCAUGGCACCCAAUUCAGUCGUGGCGCGGCGCGCGUUCCCCAUGCUGCAGCACAUGCAGGAGCGCUUGUUGCAGUCGACAGAACCGGAUCCUGCCACUGGGUCUGCCUCGGCAACUGGUGCAGGGUCGGCAGCAGCUUAUGGCGAUGCCGAGGCCAACUUGUUUUCGAGCUUCUUCCAUGCCCGAGAACCGCAGCCGCAGCCAUGGGCCGGACACCUCCAACCUCAAGCCUCCCAGAUCAGCGGCCUCGACUUUGGGCUCGGCUGGUCCAGUUUCGGUGCUGUCACCGACGGUGUACCGGAGCCCGCACUGGACCCCUUGCAGUUGAGCGAGAUGGACCCGCUCCUGCAGACUCUGUUAUACUGGGACGCGGGGAAUACCCACCCGGACCAUCACUUGUAG